Phyllopteryx taeniolatus (common seadragon) is the source of this 6955-nucleotide messenger RNA. RefSeq names its product TEA domain family member 1b (gene tead1b). Lineage: Eukaryota; Metazoa; Chordata; Actinopteri; Syngnathiformes; Syngnathidae. Gene Ontology annotation, biological process: hippo signaling; embryonic organ development; regulation of transcription by RNA polymerase II. Gene Ontology annotation, molecular function: RNA polymerase II cis-regulatory region sequence-specific DNA binding; DNA-binding transcription factor activity, RNA polymerase II-specific. The record is from RefSeq and is a predicted model, not a curated record. Gene Ontology annotation, cellular component: transcription regulator complex. The coding region runs from base 537 to 1931 and encodes 464 amino acids. The transcript is spliced from 13 exons.
UGUGGAAACGGUGGCUCUCGGGGGUUACAUGGCCGACUCGCUGUUGCAACAGGCACUUUGUACGCUCGCUCGAGCGCCGAAAAUCUUUUACAUUUUUCACAUUUUUGGGAGAAGAAGGCUGCUCUUAACGCCCCUUUUAAAAGCGCCACAUGCCGUGUGCUCCGUGUCAGAGCCCCGGAAACACCCACGGGGGAUUUAAGCCUCAACUAAAAAUAAUAAAAUAAAAUGAAUAUCCAGCUCGAAAAACAGUUUUUUUGUUUUUCUUUUGUGGGACAACAUGACGACUGUAAGCGUUGCUCUUCUCUUGUCUCCAGUUGGCUCGCUCGGCGCUUGGGGGAUUUCACCAGAGGCUUUUCGGACCACCUCGACGAAAAACACCGGGGAGACUUGUUGCUUCACCACCUUGGACGUUGCUUUUUUAAAUUGCCGUCGAACUUCUGUGUCUCACCCUAGUGUGGUCCAAGCUUCAGCUUGGAGAGCCCACCACCAAAAUUGAUCCCAGCAGCUGGAGCGGCAGCGAGAGCCCUGCCGAAGACAUGGAGAGGAUGAGCGAUUCGGCAGACAAGCCGGUGGACACCGAUGCAGAAGGGGUAUGGAGUCCUGACAUCGAACAGAGCUUCCAGGAGGCCUUGGCCAUUUACCCUCCUUGUGGACGUCGGAAGAUCAUCCUGUCAGAUGAGGGGAAGAUGUAUGGUCGGAAUGAACUGAUUGCCAGAUAUAUCAAGCUUCGGACGGGGAAAACGAGGACUCGCAAGCAGGUGUCUAGUCACAUACAGGUCUUAGCAAGAAAGAAAGUUCGAGAAAUCCAAGCUGCCAUUAAGGUACGUCUGGCUUUGCCCAGUUACAGGGGGCUUUUCAUUGCCAUGGUUACAGGCUCUUCCUUUGUUUUCCUCCCCUCCCCUACCCCGCAGGUGUCUAGUCACAUUCAGGUUCUAGCCAGAAGAAAAUCUCGUGAGUUUCAUUCCAAGCUAAAGGUUACAAGUAUGGACCAGGCCGUGAAGGACAAAGCCCUCCAGAGCAUGGCCUCCAUGUCGUCAGCGCAGAUCGUCUCUGCCACGGCUAUUCACAACAAGCUGGGCCUGCCCGGCAUCCCGCAUCCAGCAUUCCCCGGAGCAGGGAUAUGGCAAGGGAUGAUAUCAACGAGUCAGCCAGGAUCCUCACAAGACAUCAAACCCUUCACCCAGCAAGCCUAUCCCAUCCAGCCUGCAGUCACGACAAUUUCAAGCUACGAGCCCACGGCCGCUUCUGCUCCGACGGCACCAGCAUGGCAGGGCCGCUCUAUCGGUACAACCAAACUGCGACUGGUGGAGUUCUCUGCCUUCCUGGAGCAACAAAGAGACCCAGACUCUUACAACAAGCACCUCUUUGUGCAUAUCGGACAGACAAAUCAUUCCUACAGCGACGCCCUGCUUGAGUCUGUGGACAUUCGUCAGAUUUAUGAUAAAUUUCCUGAAAAGAAGGGAGGACUGAAGGAACUGUACGCGAAGGGCGCCCAAAAUUCCUUCUUCCUUAUAAAGUUCUGGGCCGACCUAAACUGCAACAUUCAAGAGGAGAACGGAUCUUUCUACGGUGUCACCAGUCAGUACGAGAGCUCAGAGAACAUGACCAUCACAUGCUCCACUAAAGUGUGCUCUUUUGGAAAGCAGGUGGUCGAGAAAGUAGAGACUGAAUAUGCACGGUUUGAGAACGGACGCUUCGUCUACCGGAUAAGCAGAUCUCCAAUGUGCGAAUACAUGAUCAACUUCAUUCAUAAGCUGAAACACCUGCCUGAGAAGUACAUGAUGAACAGCGUGUUGGAGAACUUUACGAUCUUAUUGGUGGUGACCAACCGGGACACGCAGGAGACGCUGCUUUGUAUGGCGUGUGUAUUUGAAGUGUCGAACAGCGAACACGGUGCCCAGCAUCAUAUCUACAGACUGGUAAAAGAAUGAAUCGGCCCCUCUCCUUUUCUCACAGACUCUCUGACCUCCAGACAAGUGGCAUUGCCUCUCGCUAAAAGUCACAGCGACAGCGUUUUUCGGUCGUUACCUGAAGUCUUUUCUUAUCACUGUGUUGUUUUUGUGUUGUUUGACUGCAGCGGUGAGUUGUGCUACUAGUGUUUUCUUUUUUGUUAUUCUUCGUUCCAUUGCAGGAAAUCUUGAGAGAUCAUGUAGACCUGGUAUAACUGUGGCAUCGACGUACUAAAUUUACUCUAAUUUGGUAAAUGGAACUGUGUGUUGUCAAUUUUUUUGUCUGUAUAUAUGCUAUUGGCCUUUUUGUGCCAGUGGCCUCAUGUGGUCUGUGCAAUGUUUGAGUGUGUUGAUCAUGCUUGUUUUAUGUGCAAGACCUACAGCCCAUAGAGCUCCAAAGAAACUAACCUGACACUAAAUAUGCUAUGAAAUUACUGCCUUUUCUUUUUGGAAUUGUCUAAUGUUGUUGUUUUCUUUUGCUUUUUAUCAGCGAGCAGUGAAUUAUUUUCCCUGUUGAAGCACACCAACACAGUCACAGCAGUUUGAUUGCACUCUAAAACAAGAUACUAAACUCACUUUGCUGCCUUUUCUCAAGGAUUUAGGAAAACAAUCCAACCUGCUAAGCAUUCCCGUUCCUGUCAGAUGAUUGUAACACAUGACUGUCAAACUCUUUUUUUUUUUUUGGUUGUUUUGGUGGCCACAUUAUUAUUAUUAUGGUAUGAUUAUGCAGUGUACCCCCGUUAUUCACAUGGGGCAGGGACAGAGUCUGACCGCAAAUAGCGAAUUUCCGCCAAUAGUUGACACGCCCCUAAAAGUGAUUAUAAUUGCUUAUUUUAAGAGUGUAAACCAGUGGGUCUUAAACUUUUUACACCAAGUACUACCUAAAAAAAAAAAACUUGACAAGUACCACCAUCAUGACCAACAUUAAAAUGCAGUAACAUAGACGGCCUAAGUGUAUAUAUAUAUAUAUAUAUAAAAUAAAAUAAAAAUAGAUUUAUAAGUAUAUUUAAUUUUAUUGUAAGCCAGUAACUUUAUGCACAGUUUGAACAUUAACACUCUGCUUUAAAGAUCCCAUAUUUUGGUUAUUUAGACCUCCAUAGAGUGACUCUCGAACAUGGACUUAGUAUAAAAGUGUCAAUUUCAUAUAAAAACAAAAACAAAAACAAACAAAAAACACCUUGGUUUUGUCAUACAAGUGUCCAGAAAAGGCCGCCGUGACAGCUACUUCUGUUUGACCCACUUUUGUAUCUGCUUUGUCCAUAUUUGGCUAAGACCGCCCCCAUUCCUCUGAUUGGUUGCCUCCGUUUAGAAGACCCACUUGUGAAAGCGCACGUGUUUGUUAUGUUGACAGCGCUGUCUCGUGAGCAGAAAGGGAAGGCCGAGAUCUUCGUUAGUGACUUAGAUAAGCUCGAGAAAUUCGAAUGAGCUGAUUUCAGGCCUCUCUGCAGAAAAACUUAUGGAACUCAGGAAUGCGUGGACGAUUUUAAUUCAUAUUUCACGUUUACUGAGCCAUAGAGACAAUAUUACAUCCCAAAUACUAGAAAAGGUUGGUUUGUUAAAAGAUGGCAUCUUGAAUAUUGCGCAAUAUAACAGUACUUAAAUCAUGAUUUCAAUAAAAUGCAUCGCGCCUAAGUUAAAUAAAAACUGUACCUUAAUAAAAGUUUAAACACAAACACUUCUUAAAGAUUAAAUGCAAGUGUAUUGUACUCAAAAAUUAAAUACAACUGAAAUGCACUCCACCUGUUAUUCUUCCGCAUACCUCCAGAGGGAGCCCACGUACCACUAGUGGUACUUGCACCAUACUUUGAGAAUCAAUCGUUUCACCAGUAAAUAUACCACAAACUAUUUCAAAUCUUAAAACAUCUUCAACAUUGCUGUAUCCUUAAGGAAUAAAUUAAAAAAUAAAGUACAGUUAACAACAAAAAAAUACAAGGAGGUGAAUUUGCGAAUACCCAUCAGCGAAUAUGCGGGGGUCCACUGUGCAUAAUCCCCCCAUUGAAUUAUUACAUACACACAACAAAUUGAUGGAUAGUUUCAAAUUCAGAAGUCAAGAAAAAUGGUUUGUUCAACGAUUUUUCUUUCUUUGUUUUUUUUGGGUUUUGUUUUGAAAAAGAGGUUUCGCAACAAACAAUGCUUGCCAAAUCUCAACGUUAUUAAAAGUGAUGACAUUUUGCAAUUCCGGUCCAAAUUUGAUCAAGAAACAUGGAGCAGGCUCAGAUGAUUGACUUUGGCAGACCACGUGAAGUCACGUGACGAACCGGAUCUGGCCUUGAGUUUGACACCUGUGUUCUUACAGGUUAAAGCACUACAAGAUGUAAACGGAGUCAUCCAAAAGCACUUUCUUUCUUCUGCUCUUAAGUAGCCCCGACACUAAAAUCAUGUCAGACAGCAAGCCAUGUUUACGUUUGUGGCUUCUCCCCCCCCACUACAUGAGUAGCAUUCCCGGCAUGAUCUGAGUCAGAGCGUUGCUGCCUCACACUACAUUCCUGUUACCGUGGCCUACGCCGGCCCCCAAAGCCUUAAACACGCUACAGCUGUGCGAUCUCCGAGAGACGCUACUAAAACUGUGACCUGUUUCCUCGUAAACACUCCCCAAGUCGGAGUCGUGUGAGAGAUUCCCGAAACAGUCUGCCAAAGUGUUAAGAGUACAGUGCCUUAGCGUAUAUAGUCCAACUUUAUCCUGCAUCCUAAUGUCAAGUCAGGCUGAUACAGGCAAAAUCCUCCACCAGUACACUCCUCUAUUUUCAGAUUCACUACAUAAAAAUGCCUCAAAUAAUAUUAAAGUUGUAUUUUUCUCUAUAAAAGUCAUAUAUUCCCUAAAUAUCAGCUUUUUUUUUUUUUCUAUGAAGUCUGGUGAAAUUUUCUGUGGUAAAAGACCAAAAAAAAAAAAAAAAAAAAAAUUCUCUUACUCUGUUAUUGUGUUUGUUGCAUGGUAGCAAAAAGUGCCUUUGGUUUACAAUUUACAAUUCAAACUGACACAAAACGACAAUGUUGCUAGACCAAAAAAUGAGAUUGAACCAAGUACCACAUUGCCUUUCUUUCUUAAAGCAGGGAGGGAAAACAGAGCAUUUCAUCCAGCCAGCAUGUCAUUCUAAAAACAAAUACUGUACAACUUCAGAGGAACUGCCAGCAACAUUUCCUCCAUAAUGCUCCAAGUAUGCACUGAACAAAAAUAUAAACGCAACGCUUUGAUUUUUGCUCCCAUUUUUCAUGAGCUGAACUCAAAGAGCUAUGUACAAAAAGUCCCAUUUCUCCCACAUAUUCACAUAUUCAGAUCUUUGCAACAUCUCGCCGCGCGUUACUAGGAUGAAUGGCACAAAUGAUCGACUGACCUUAUGCGACCCUCCCGAAACAGUAAAACGGCACAUUUUAGAGUGGCUUUUUAUUGUGGGCAGCCCGAGACAGACCUGUAUAACAAAUAUGUUGCACUGGUUGAGAAAAAUGGUGGUCACGCUGGUUUUAUAACAGUACUUCGACUUUAUUCUCUGCGAAGAACAACUAAUAUUAGUGCCGUACUGAUAAACUGAAAGGUGUUCAGACGGUUCAAUGUGCAGUAUAUCUGCCUGUCUGUCUUUUACUGCCCUCAGGUGGCCAAGGUGGAGACACCACAUUUUAGAUUGGCCUUUUUCUGAGGGCAACCUAAGACGCGCUUGUGCAAUAAUCGGACUGUCCAAUCAACAUCUUGAUGUGCCACACCUGUGAGGAUUUACGACACAGAUUUGUGAACAAUAUUUGAGAGAAAUAGGACUUUUGUGCACACAGAAAGUUCGGCUUGGGAAAAAUCGGAGCAAAAACAAAAAGUGUUUGUUUUUGUUCACUGUGUUACUGUAUCAUAAAAGAAAUCAAUCAGGUUUUGUCAUAAAAUAAGGACGUCCCCAGAGGGUUAGAACUUGAAAAUGGUUCCCCAGCCAUGUCUUAUAGGAUUGUGAUGCUAACUGGGGAAGCUGCUCAAUUGUAGAUGGUUCCCUCAUCUCUAGAUUUUCACAAAGGAUUUUGAAGCAAGUGAAAUUGCUUGAGGUCACUGAGCUUAAAUAAAACACUAGCACACACUUGCAGGUUCAAGUGUUUUAAAAUAAAAAUAAUCUCUGAAAUGUUAGCCCCCAAAAAAAAAAAAAAAAACCCUGGCUUUUUUUUUUUUUUUAACAAUAAAUAUUUCAAGGUAAUAAAGAGUGGAGCAGAGCUACAUGCAUCUCCACUGUUUCUUAAAGAAAAUCUGGUCUGUGGUGGACACACAUACAGGUAAAAGCUCAAUCAGUGUUUUUCCACCACUGUGCUCUUUGAGUAGAUUUUAUGUUUGCCCUGUGUAUCUGUUCACGUAUUGAUCUGUACAUGUUUUCUUCUUGUAUUUGUAUACAGUCGUAUGGUUGUGUGAUCUGUAUAUAAAGAUGGUCGUUGUUUUACUGCUGGUACAAUACAUGUUGACGUGUGGUUUCAGCACUACAACAACAGGAUUGAUGCCUUCCGAGGCGUGAAUGUCUGCAGCCUUUUGUCAUAUAAAACUGACAUUCCAAAAAAAAAAAAAAAAAAUUGGGAGAAAAUAAAGAGCUAACACGUUCGACUCGGGGCUGCGAGAGUAACAGCAGUUAUUUGUAAUUUUGUCAAGGAAUAAGGUACUGGUACCGCUCUGUUCUGUUUUGAUCAUUUUCAAAUUGUGGCUUUAAAGUGAUUUGACUUCACAUAGCUCACGCGUUUGUUUUAUGUGCAGAUUUGUUCUUGUAAAAAGGUGCUUUGUACAACAACAACAAACAAACAAAAAAAAAUAUCCUGGUGUUUCUUGGUACAGAUGUGCGAUAUCCUUUCUUAUCUACGGCUAAUGUGUUGGAGCAGGCAAAAGAAAAAGAGGCUCUGCUAUGUUUGUAUGUUUUGCAUAAUUAUUAUUAUUAUGAUGAUAAUGGUCUUGUCUUUGCCGUAACAUUAUGAUGCCUUCUUGAUAAACUAGAUAUUUUGUAGCUUUCUAGAUCAUUUUUAUGUAUGCAGCAUUGCAGCUAAAUAAAACUUAAAAACCA